This is a messenger RNA of Penicillium salamii, 597 nucleotides long. NCBI's taxonomy places the organism in Eukaryota, Fungi, Ascomycota, Eurotiomycetes, Eurotiales, Aspergillaceae. The record is from the annotation of a GenBank genome assembly.
AUGUCGUUCAGUCAAGCCUCUAACUCUCAAAGCAAUCUGGCGAAUGGCCGCAAUGGUCACCGCCCUGACUAUCAUGACUCUGGCUCUGUGAUUGGCUACAUCCCUGAUGAUGUCUCCUCCGUUCACGGUUCCUCCGUUGGUGGUGUUGGACUCCCUUCUGGCUACCCCCCUAUGUUCCAGAACUUUGGCGAGGGUUGGCCUGCCGCCUCUGGUAAUCGCCGAAUCAACGGUGGUCGUGCCAAAGGAGCGCCCAGCGUAGCUGGGGAGUCAGUCGCUGCCACCGAAUCCGACGUCACCAGCAGUGUCGCUGAUGGCCGAAGCGUCGAUCAGGGUGGUGUCAGUCUUGCUGGCCUCAGCAUUAAUGACAUGAACAAGCAACCUAGCCUUAGCCAGUCCGACCGACUGAAGCGCUACGUGGAGUCAGGUGGACGUGAGCCGUACCGAGCUGGGGUACCCGAUAAUGGUAGCAUUUUCGGUGGCAGCUCUGCCAGCAUUCGUGUGACCCGCGGUGCGCCAGGCCAGACUCCCCAGGACGACGACGAUGCUCGCAGUGUCUCCACUGCGUUUGCCAGCCAGGUUGGUGGAAACUAUGACUGA